This is a messenger RNA of Salvelinus sp. IW2-2015, 4583 nucleotides long. The record is from RefSeq and is a predicted model, not a curated record. Lineage: Eukaryota; Metazoa; Chordata; Actinopteri; Salmoniformes; Salmonidae.
CUCUCCUCUCACUACCCGUCCGCUAGACCCAGAAUUCCCCGCGCCUGGACAAGAUGGAAGAAAGCAUCGGCCGCAAGACGACAAUGUUUUGUCUAUAACACCUCAAAGGAACGAACAAGAGAAGAAAAUACCAACAUUUAUAGCCAGUCGCGGUCAUGUGUAGGAGACCCCUACCUGGCCCCAUCUAGUGUUUCCCCUCCUGCACUUGCCAUGAGUAUUAUCCAAGACAAGCUAGGCAACGAGUUCCUGCAAAGCAACGGGGGCAUGGACCCCAACUUCGCCCCGGGUAUGCUCAUGUUUAGUCACCUGCCGCCCGUCACCAGCUUCACCUGCCUGACUUCGCAGUCAGUCAUGGGGGGCAACCAACCCCAGGAGAUUAUCCUAAAAAAGGAACGUGACUCUCCUCCCCACGCCGGCGGCUUCCUCCAUGGCAUGGGCAUCAAGCAGGAGCGGAUGAGCGAGCUGGAUUACCGUGUGCCCCUCUAUGGUGGAGGAGGACUGGGUGGCAGCUGUGGCGGAGGAGGGGGCAUGCGGAAGGGCAAUGAGAUGCUGGAGAUGCAGUUUGGUGGAGGCCACCACCACAACCAUCAGAACAUGCUCCUGCAUGACCUCAGCAACGGCCGAAUUGGAGAGCUGGUGUCUGGAAGACCAGUGAAAGGGACAAAAGAGUCGUCGGGAAGAAGACGGAAGAGCGACGGGGAAGGGAAAGCCAGAAGAAAACGUGGAGAACACAAGAUGUUGGACGGCGAAGGGGGCGGCCAGUCUCCCAACUCCAAACCACACAUCUGCGAGCACUGCAACGCCGCCUUUCGCAGCUCCUACCACCUCCGCAGACACGUACUCAUUCACACAGAUCGCACAGGUGAGAGGCCUUUCCGGUGCAGUCAGUGUAACAUGAGCUUUAUCCAGAAGUAUCUGCUGCAGCGGCAUGAGAAGAUCCACAGCGGAGAGAAGCCCUUCAGCUGUGACCAGUGUAACAUGUGCUUCAUCCAGAAGUACCACAUGGAGCGGCACAAGAGGACCCACAGCGGAGAGAAGCCAUACAGGUGUGACACCUGCCAACAGUUUUUCUCGAGGACAGACCGGUUACUAAAGCACAAGCGGACCUGUGGAGAAGCCUUAAAGAAGGGCCUAGACCCCAGCAUGCUGCAGCUGGCCGACGCAGACAUUGGCCACGGCAGCUACUCACUCACUCAGGGAAAUGCUACUGCCACCUCUGGACGCAGGAGGGGCAAGUCCAAAAACGCAGGCGAAGGCAUCGAGCGCAAGCGUAAGAGAACUGUGGCCGCCACCGUGUCGUCGGGAAGCCUGCAGGACUACGGCAUGGAGUGCUCCGACCUCGGGCCCAGCAUGCAGGGCCGCACACCCAAGCUGGUCUUCAAGAAGGCCAAUAAGUCCCUCAACUCCAUGGAGGACGGGGGGCAGAAGCUGCUGUCUCAGAAGCAGGGCUCCAUGGAGCUGUCGGUGGGCUCAGGGCUUGAGGCCAUGGGCCUCCUCCAGGGCUCCUCCGGUGGGGGAGCCAAGCAGGCCCAGUCAGCCACCAGGCAGGCCCAGUCAGCUACCAGCAACAACUACGACGACGCCAUGCAGUUUGUGAAGAAGCGUCGCUACCUCCAACAUAUGUCCAACAGCGACUAUGGGGCACCCUCCCUCCACAUGGGCCAGCCCCAGUCCAGCAGUGUGAUUCAGGGCUCGCUGGGCCACCACAACGAGCCCACCAUGGCCAUGCUGGACGCCUUGCCCCUGGACCUCAAGCACCAUGACAAGUCAUGCAUCCCGGACGAGGUGCUCCAGAGCUUGCUGGACCAUUACAGCCACAAGUCAGACAACGCGCACCACCACCAUAGUGACGUAAGCUUUGACCUCACCGACAGCAGUGGCCCGCACCAUGUGGACCUGCAGCCGGCCGCACCUGUCACCCCAGAGCUGGAUGACGACUCCCCCAACGGCGGCGACAAGCAGGUGGUGAUGAGCGAGUACUCCAAAUUCCUACUGCAGGCCCUAGAGCGCACCAGCCACAGUGGGCCCUUCCCCACUCUGGGUCCCAGCAGGCCCUUCCCUCUGCUCCCUAGCAGCUCCAGCCCCACCGGGCCCCUCUUCCCUGACAAGCAUCUCUACACUACAUCCCCGCAGGAAUGUGGCUACCCACCAUCCAUCUCCUUGCCGUUGCCCAUCUCCACAGUCUCCUCUUCUUCGUUGUCAUCCUCUAAGUCCCACUACGGCAUGCUGGUAGGCUCCCUGUCCCAGCCGGCCUUCCACCUCAAUGGCCUGGAGGCGGCUAGCCACCAGCAGCUCACCCCGUCUCAGGAGCUUACCGAGCAGCUGGAGAAGCAGCACCACUCCCAUGGGUUCCAGCUCACACCCCAGGAGCUGACAGCCGCCGGCGGGGCCACCAAGGAGCAGGGGGCCAAGGGCAACAGGAGCAACGGCUCCGGCAACUACGCCGACCUAGAUGUACCCAAGGAAGUGGACCUUCGGGCUACCUACCAGAUCGAGAACUUUGCCCAGGCCUUCGGCUCCCAGUUCAAGUUGGGCCGCCAUACCCCGCUGGGUUACAGCGCUGGCCUCGGGCCCGAGGUCGACCAACGAAUACGGGCUACUGUGUCAGAAUUCUCAGGGUUUACCAGUUUGUUAACUGAUGUCAGCGAGCCAGUUAGUACAGGAUCGAAAACUGCAACAAGCCAAAGUUUCAGGUAAGGAUUAAAAAUAGGUGAACCUAGUUGUGGGUUUUGUUUUUCUUUGUGUUCCUAUACCCUUCAUUUUCUUCUUGUAGCGAGAUAAAAAAAAAAAAUGAAACACUGCCAUUAAAUGUUGAUAACCAGAACUCUACCAGGGAAGGUCUUUAAGGCCUCAAAUGCAAUUUUUUGAUAUUUUUUUGUAUCUGUAUUUAGUCUUUAUUUUGUUAGUGUAGUUGCUAUGAAAUGAACUAAACCUAGAUUUGUAUGUAAUUUUAAAACAAAAAAUUGGGGGGUAGUUAUGAACUUAAUUAUUUUUCUUUCACCUGUAACCCCUUGUUUUUAACAAUCAUACAGUUGUAAAGUAUUAAUGAAUGAUGAUAAUUACAAUAAUAAUAAUUAAGUUUGUGUCAGGGAAAAGCCCAGAAUUCAAAUGGCAAAAAAAGUUAUAUAUUGUCUGUUACAAGAAUUGUAUUACUCAGGAAUUAAGGCAAAAUUGUGUAAUAAGAAGAACUUUGUAUUAUGAGAUGCAACUGGCACACGUUUUACAGGUGUACUUUGAGACUACAAAGCUUUGUUGCUAUUUAUCCCAGGAGGAGGGCGGAACAAAAAGACUGCAACAACUUCAAUGGAUCUUCCUGUUCAGUUUUCCUCAUCAAACCCUUUCCGCUACUUGUUAUGGUACUUCUGUGUCAAUGUGAAAACAACUGCUCACAUUUCCUCCAUAAAGGGCCACGUGUAAAAGACUCGCAAACAUGGAUAUUUAUACACUCAAUAACUCAUGGUGUACACACCCCAGCCUCAACAGACAGAGGUUUCAACCCAAGGACCUUGUUUUGUUUGUUUAUAUAUGUGUUUGUGUGCGUGUCAGGUGGUGAUAUCUGUUUAGCCAUGCACCCCUUUGGAAUGCCCCCUUCAGUGGCCCGUGACAUGGAAACACACUGGCCUCAUUAGCGACAUUUCAACAAUUAUAUUGUCACACAUUUUUACCGGUUUGUCCUCCACUCCUGGCUGUUCCCUUUUUUUGGCAAUGGAAAUCAAACAAUCGCUUURGAAAAACAAAAUCGUAAUUGAAAACGAAAAACAACCCGACUCAAUUAAGGAUGUGCAAAACAGUGUUUUUUAAUUGGAGGAGAAAAUUGAAGAGGGGUGGGUGGAAGAGAGGGUGUUCUGUAGGGAGGGUUCGACUGGGGUUGAACGGGUAUGACCAUGGCCAUUUCAAUGUAGAGUUGUGUUAGUCUUUUUGACUGUUUUUGACUGUCAGGUGGAGGGGUUGUACAAAUUAUGAUUUGUUAGACUUGUGUGUUACCCAUUGUUAUGGUUAUGGAACUUUUUUAUUCCCACUGAUGUACUAAGACUACUGGAUGCAAAAAUCAAACUAUUUUUCCUUUAUUUAUUCUUGAAGAUAUUCUCCGGUACUUGAGUAUACUUUUUAGCCAGGAUUUCUCAAAGUAACGCCCACGAGCCAAAGGUGGUCCAUGAAUAUUGCGUACUGUGUCACAUAUGUGCACCACGUCAUUGCUUGCUCUCUCGCUCUAUUGUGUGUGCGUCUUGCUAGCUGUCACUCAAAUGGCGACGGGCUGAAACUCUAAUUGCUAGGGGGGGUAGAUGUAAGCAAAAUGGCGGCUCACAUUUUCCUGAAAYGUCUCUUACAAACUUGGGGUUUCAUGGCCAAUUGAGGAAACAGUCAUUCUGCUCAUAUAUUAUGCAUGUAUGAACUACACAAUACUUGCUACUCGCCAAAGUGCCCYAUCAUGUCUUUAACCUAACAGGAGUUUAUUUUUACAGAAUGUUUUGAAAGUGCAAGUAUUCACUGCACCUCAGUCUUCACCCUAUGAAAUCAGGCCUAAUACUGAAAAAUAACCUCGGUGAUAUAGGCUCAACUUCACGUUAUAACCCCCCCCCCCC